Archocentrus centrarchus (flier cichlid) is the source of this 486-nucleotide messenger RNA. RefSeq names its product ladderlectin-like. The coding region runs from base 1 to 486 and encodes 161 amino acids. The transcript has 5 exons. The record is from RefSeq and is a predicted model, not a curated record. NCBI's taxonomy places the organism in Eukaryota, Metazoa, Chordata, Actinopteri, Cichliformes, Cichlidae.
AUGAACAUGCUGACUGUGUGUGCACUGGUUUGUACCAUAGUGGCUCUGGCUGGAUCUGCUGCACAGGCUCACCUGGUCAAGAGGUCCCUCAGAUGUGGUGGUGGUUGGUUGGAGUUCAAUCGCCACUGUUUCUACUACAUUGCAAAACCUAUGCCUUGGGCUAGAGCUGAGAAAAACUGUAUUUCCCUGGGGGGACACCUUGCAUCGGUUCACAACUUCUCGGAGUACCACGAGAUUCAGAGGCUCAUACUGAGUGGUAGUCAUGAGUACAAAGAAACCUGGAUUGGUGGCACUGAUGCACAGGAGGACAGCUAUUGGUUUUGGAGCGAUGGCAGCACUUUCCCCUAUACCGACUGGUGUCCUGGAGAGCCCAAUAAUCAUAAAGGUCCCCAGCAGUGCUUGAAAGUUAAUCAUGGAGCUGGAAAGUGCUGGGAUGACGUGGGGUGUCACAUUAAAAGACCUUCAGUCUGUGCCAAGAACAUGUGA